GCUGUUGUUGCUUUCGUUAUCGAUUCUCGAUCUCGAAAGUGUUUUGGCGCGUCUCUAUCGCGAUCGUAACCCAUUAAAAAACGGCCAAAAACUCAAAUGCGGAAGUCACACUUAAUGUUUAUUCUAAAGCCUCAAAAGUGAAUUAAAACUGAAAUCGAAUCUGAAGGAAAAGGGUUCAUUGAACGGUAGACGUAUAUUUGCAGUAGUUAUUAUGGUGCUGCCAGCCACCUCGACAUUGUGCAAUGUGUUCACAUUUCUGCUGGCCGGUUCGCCCAUUUUCUACAGCGCUGCCCCGCGUGGAUCCUGCGCCAACUGCUGCGGGAUCAGAGAGCGCGAGGACAUCAAGUUUAUGCUGUAUACCAGACGGAAUCGCCACACGGCCCAGCUGCUCCACCUGAACGACGAUGGCCGGCUGGCGCAGAGCAAUUUCAAUUUUAAUUACCCGAUGGCUAUCUACCUGCACGGAUUCUCAGAGUCGGCCACCGGAGAGCGACAGAGCAGCCAGGAGCUGAAGGAUGCCUUCCUGCGGCGGGGCAACCAUAAUGUCAUUCUCAUCGACUGGAGCGCGAUGACAGCGGUGCCGUGGUACUCGAAUUCCGUGGAGAACCUGCCUAUCACGGCUCGCUAUAUUGCGCGAUUCCUGCGUUACCUCGUGGGGCGUGGCUAUUCUGCGAAACACAUCCACCUGAUUGGCUUCAGCCUGGGCGCUGAGGUGGCCGGAUUCGCGGGCAAGCAGCUGCAGGAAUGGGGCAUCAAGCUGCCCAGAAUAACGGCCCUCGAUCCGGCCCUGCCCCUGUUCGAGGGCAACAGCUCCAACCGUCGUCUCAGUCCGAGCGAUGCCAGAUUCGUGGAUGUCAUACACACGGAUGGCGGGAUCCUGGGCAAUCCCACGGCCAUGGGUCAUGCGGACUUCUAUCCAAAUGGAGGAAGGCCACUGCAGCCUGGAUGUGCCCGCCAGGAGAUUGCCAAUAAUCGCUGGCUGGGCAUAUUAAUUGGCUGCAGUCACCAGCGCGCCUGGGAGUACUUUGUGGAGAGCAUAGCCCAGCCGCGGGGCUUUCCGGCCAAGCGAUGCGAGCCCUCGGUGACAUUUGGCGUCUGCCGGGACGGAGGAAACGGCCUGGCCUUCAUGGGCAUGGGCGCAGAUCCCAGGCUGCGGGGGAAAUUCUAUCUGGAAACGAAUGGUGCCAAGCCAUUUGGGAGGAAUAGUCGGAGCCAGGCAAUUGUCUUGCUGGCGCCUCAGCUGCCCAUCGCCUACAAAUUGCCCCCAAUUGCCAGCAGGCCAACAGUCCAGAGCCAGAGCCAGAGCCCAUCCGUCAAUCAGUAUGGACCAGCAGGACAAGACCCAUUGCAGGAGGAGGAUGAGAACAACAGCAUUGACAGCUCCUCUCUGACGUGACGAAAUGUAAAAAGUGCCCGAAGAGACGGCGAGGAUUCGAAGGGACGGACAGCUACCAUUCUCUCGGUAGAGUUUUGUGGGAUGCUGCGUGAUUGUGUUCCAAGUUUUUGCACUUGUACGAGCAUGUACUCGCAUUUGUAGUUGGCCCGGCAGCAGGCAACGUUUUCUUGUGAUCUUUCUCUUAAGUAUUGCUAGCACGUAGUCAGGACAUUUGUUAACAGCUUAAAUAUAUCCUUUAUACAUAAAGAGUUGAAUGGGGAACGCUUUGUGCGAGUGGAAAU
Drosophila persimilis is the source of this 1677-nucleotide messenger RNA. Its product is annotated as pancreatic triacylglycerol lipase. The transcript has 6 exons. Gene Ontology annotation, biological process: lipid metabolic process. The record is from RefSeq and is a predicted model, not a curated record. Gene Ontology annotation, molecular function: lipase activity. Lineage: Eukaryota; Metazoa; Arthropoda; Insecta; Diptera; Drosophilidae. The coding region runs from base 212 to 1396 and encodes 394 amino acids.